AUGUCAAUAAAAAAUACACUAUCGAAUCCACUCACUGGUCUUGCAAUUGUGAUCUCAUUUUCCCUAAUUGCCAUUUUCGUCGCCGCUUAUUUAACAGAUUUGAAGAAAAAACAGGCAAAAACUGAAGUUGCAACUGCGAUUUCAACAAUUAAAGUUUCAAUUGAAACUGUUGAAAAACUGAAAGAAUCCGAAGAAUCUGGAAAUAAGAAGAAGCCAAGAAAAAUAUGUGAUUCUCCGGAAUGUAUUACGUUAUCUUAUCAACUGCUAAACUGGAAAGAUCCAAACAUUGAUCCUUGUGAAGAUUUCCAUAAAUUUGUAUGCGGAAAAUACCCAAAAGAUUCAGAAUCCAAGAGUUUGAAAUCUAUUGAAAACGACGAACAAACUGUUCAAAAAAUUUCAGAUUUCCUGAACAAAAGCGACGCAAAAGAUUCCAAAUCUGAAAAUAUCAUGCAACGCUACUACAAAAAAUGCCAAGAAGAUUCCGAGAAAAAUCUGGAAACUUUUAAAGAAACUCAAAAACUAUGGUACCAAGAAUUAUAUGCAGAUAUUCAAAAAAUUGGUACCUGGCCGAGUGCUGAGAAAAAUUGGGAUGAGUCCACGUUUGAUUUGAAUGAAAUGCUAUCAAAGAUGGCCGAAUUGAAUUUAAUUCAAGAUUUUGGGCUUUUCAAAUUCGAAAUAGAUUCAAAAUCCAAUAAAAUUUUGAAUCUGGUGGCUCCAGGAAGUUUAAGAUGGAAUAAGAAGAUUCUGGAAGGAAUUCUGAAUUCGAAUGAGAUUUCUUCAGAAUCUCUGAAUCAGGAUCUGAAAGAUGUUGAAGCGAUUUUCAAGAAAAUUCAGAAUUUGAAGAACGAAAAUUCAAAUUUCGAAAAAUUUGAAUCCUUAACUUCCCAUAUUCCAAGUAUUGAUUUCAAUAGGAUCAUUAAGAAUUUAGCGCAUCAAGAUGAAAAAAUUGAAGAAAAAAUGAAAGGGAACAUUAGAGUUGGCAGUUCGGAACUAUUUUUCGGGAAAGAUGAAAAUCUCGAAAAAAUCCUAGAGACAACUCCCAAUCGCACUUUAGCAAAUUUCUUGAUUUUGAAAAUCAUUCAAGAAGCUGUCAAAGAAAUUCCGUCGGAUUUCAGAAGUUCAAAAACUAUGGAUUGUGGGAAAAGUGCUAUCCAUUAUUUCCCUCAAACCGCCGUUAAGAUACUUUCCAAGAAUUAUGAUGAUAAGAAUGAAAAUUUGAAAAUUGUCUCCGAAAUUUUCGAUGACGUCAGAGAAUCCUAUGUGGAAAUUAUUAAAAACUCGACGAAGAUUCCGGAAGAAUCAAAAAAUGAAAUUUUGGAUGAAUUGAAAAAUAUGGAGAAGAAAAUUGCAUUUUCAAGAGAGGAUGAUGAUUUGGAUAAGGAACUCACAAAGGUAUUUUUUAUUGAAAUUAGGAAAUUCUGA
Molecule: messenger RNA, 1422 nt
Organism: Caenorhabditis briggsae
Lineage: Eukaryota; Metazoa; Nematoda; Chromadorea; Rhabditida; Rhabditidae
Exons: 6
Coding region: 1-1422 (473 amino acids)
Biological process (GO): protein processing
Cellular component (GO): plasma membrane
Molecular function (GO): metalloendopeptidase activity
Source: RefSeq, a predicted model, not a curated record